CGCUCACGCGUCUGAUCAUAUACAUACACUGACUACGUCUUACGUGAUAGUCAUCGAUGGAGAGUCUGGGUCUAUCGUCCAACACUAUCGUACGGCUGCUGGCAUUACAUGGGGUGGUAUGUACAUGUGUUUGCGUCGUUAUCCGAAAUCAGGCUAUACUCAUACAUUUAUUACAUUAUACAGUCUUCGUAACGGAGGUAGUAUAUACCUUGCCUAGCUGAUGCUUUCUUAGAUCUCCC
This is a messenger RNA of Pisolithus orientalis, 239 nucleotides long. RefSeq lists its product as uncharacterized. The transcript has a single exon. The record is from RefSeq and is a predicted model, not a curated record. The coding region runs from base 57 to 221 and encodes 54 amino acids. NCBI's taxonomy places the organism in Eukaryota, Fungi, Basidiomycota, Agaricomycetes, Boletales, Pisolithaceae.